This is a messenger RNA of Clarias gariepinus (North African catfish), 8221 nucleotides long. RefSeq names its product neuron navigator 2a (gene nav2a). The coding region runs from base 1 to 6828 and encodes 2275 amino acids. The record is from RefSeq and is a predicted model, not a curated record. The transcript is spliced from 39 exons. NCBI's taxonomy places the organism in Eukaryota, Metazoa, Chordata, Actinopteri, Siluriformes, Clariidae. Gene Ontology annotation, biological process: neurogenesis; nervous system development. Gene Ontology annotation, molecular function: ATP hydrolysis activity; protein binding.
AUGUCUAUCACCCUCAUGUCUACUAUGAUGAAGUCUGGACUUCCUACUCGUGCUGUGUUGCCCCAGCGCACUGCACUAAACACUCACUCACACUCCAGCACGCUCAGAUACACACACUCCGGGACAGGUACUCCGCCCUUUCAAACCGACAGGCAGCAAGAAUCAGCAGACGUGCAGAUCUACACAGACUGGGCGAAUCACUAUUUAGCCAAAUCAGGACACAAGCAGCUGAUUAAAGAUCUGCAGCAGGAUGUCUCCGAUGGAGUGCUUCUGGCUGAAAUCAUCCAAGUCGUAGCCAAUGAAAAGAUUGAGGACAUUAACGUCUGCCCGAAGAGCCACUCUCAGAUGGUUGAGAAUAUCGACACGUGUCUGGCUUUUCUGGCAGCAAAAGGUGUCAACAUACAGGGACUCUCAGCUGAAGAAAUCAGAAAUGGGAAUCUGAAGGCGAUACUGGGACUGUUCUUUAGUUUAUCACGAUAUAAACAGCAGCAGCAGCAGAACACCUCACACACACACAUUACACACACUCAAACACAUACAGCAUCCUCGCAUGGGACACACACUUCAGCAGCACAGGUCCAUCGAGCACAGGCGGAGAUGCAGUCCAGGACGUCCUCUGAGAGCAAACUUCUCAAGUUUUCCAUUGGUCAGAAAAAGACAUCUAGACUUCCUGGCCCUACGUCGAGAGUUUCUGCUGUGUGUGUCGAGUCAUCACCGCGUAGUUCUGUCAGCUCAGUGGGAAACAGACGCAGCCAGACAUUCAGUGAGAAAAUCAAACCUGCAGCCACACAGACCAGAGAUUCAUCAGACAGCAUUAAUUCCCAACCUCCAAGUAUGACUGAGCACGCUCCAUUGUCACUGGCAACCACCUCCACCUCCACCAGCACUGUGGGACUGUCUUCCUCUUCUCCCUCUGCCACUUCCUCCUCAGCCAUCCCUCAGCCCAACUCGAGCAGCAAACCCUGGAGGAGCAAAUCUCUGAGCGCCAAAAACACCUCUACCUCUACCGCUUCCCCAGUUAAAGGGGAAGUCCCUUCCAAACAGUCCCCUCCCGCUGAGCCGCCCCCCAAAUCCCUGUCACAGAGGUCCAUGCUGGAAAAACUCAAACUGUUCAACAGUAAAAGUGGCUCCAAAUCCUCCACACCACCAGAGGGCACUGUGCAAAUGUCACUCAUGUUGGAGAAAGCAGAAGCUACUGAGCCUCAGGAAGAAGCUAACGGCUAUGCAUUGACAAGCAGCAGCCCAAAGAUGGCACUAAAGGGCAUUGCACAGCGUACCUUUAGCCGGGCGCUAACGGCUAAAAAGGGGUCAGUGAAAGGUGUGGAAAAAGAAAAGGACAGUGACAAAGAGAAAGAGCGGGCUAAGGAGAAAGAGAAGGACAGAGAGAGAGGGAAGGAGUUUUCUAAACGAAUGUUCAGUUUUGAGAAAGCAGUGAGUAGAGAAGUGAUAACCACAGAGGAGGGGACUAACAAGAGUGAGGCUAGCACAGCCGCAUCAGAGCCUAAACGAAGCUCUAAAAUUGCUAGUCUCAUUCCCAAAGGAGGCAAACCCAGCACCAAAAAAGAUAGCUCCGCCUCCACGCACAGCGGAAUCCCCAAACCAGGAAGUAAAAGCACAGUUAAAAGCUCAGGACUGCCCCUCGGUGGCAAAGACAAUGAAAGGCCUCGUAGCAUGAGGCUAAGCGGUGGCGUUGGUUUCCAUGGAGACAGCCGCCACUCUUCCUCCUCUUCCAGUCUCGCGUCCACAGAGGGAAAAGGUCAUCAGAACCACAGUGUAACCUCAGUGGGUAACGGAGGAACUACACAGUCCACAGCUAGCAACACGGUUAGCGUGCAGCUUCCUCAGCCUCAGCAGCAGUACAGCCACCCGAACACCGCCACUGUGGCACCGUUCAUGUACAGAUCCCAGACAGAAGGGGAGGAAACAGAAACAGGCUCCUCAGGACACACUGGAGACUCAGGUGGCUUCAGCAAAACUAACCAGACGUCCACUGAAGAUCUAACAGGUGAAGAUCCUGAGACUAGGAGACUAAGAACAGUCAAGAACAUCGCAGACCUUCGACAGAACCUGGAGGAAACCAUGUCUAGUUUACGGGGAACUCAGAUCACACACAGUGCACUGGAAUCGUUUGAUAGCAGCAUCACCACGGAAACCAAUGCUCAUGGUUUUCGAUCGUCUCGUGCUGCACCGCUCUCGUGGGCCAAUCGGAUCGGCCCGUCCAGCCCACGGCUCCAAGCAGGCGACGCCCCUUCGCCAGGGAAUGGAUAUCCGCCACAUGGAGGUGUAAGUGGGGUCACCCUGGGUCAUGCACGCUACCUUUACCCUGCCCCUCUGCGCAGGCAGCUAGCAGCACGCAGCAGCGCCAUCUGUGGGCUUGAGCUGGGAGAGCGUGGAGAGGAACUUGAACUUGACGUCAGUGGAUACGUGAGCGACGGAGACGUGCUGGCCAAAAACGCACGUGCUGACGAGCUCAGCAGCGGGUACCUGACUGACGGUGGUUUGAGUUUAUACACUCGGCGUAUGAACCGUCUCCCAGAUGGACUGGCGUUAAUGCGGGAAACUUUGCAGAAGCACGUAUCGUCAGGACAAGGAGAUGCAGACAGUUGGGACGACAGCAGUUCAGUCAGCAGUGGGAUUAGUGAUACGAUCGACACUGAUGACAUCCACACCAGUUCGUCCAUCAGCUCAUACACACACCCCUCUGCUACGUGUAGAACCCUGAGCACACAGCCGCAGACCGACGCUGAGAAACAUUCGGUGGUCGAGCGAAACUCGAGCUGGUCUUGCGAUGAGGUCAGGAAAUCAGACUGUGGAUCGGACAGCGGCGUGAAGAUGGAGUCCGGCUCCAAAUGGCGGCAGAACACUUCUGAUGUACCAGAUGAGUUGGAUAAGGGAGGACCCGGGAAGAGGGGUGGAGCCAUCUCUCAGACUGGUUCGUGGAGGCGGGGCAUGAGUGCCCAGGUGGGCGUGACUACGCCACGCACGAAAAACACGACGGUUACCUCAGGACCAGGCGUGAUGAAGAGCCAUGGGAGCGCUAAAACCGAUGACGCUAAAGUGUCAGAGAAAGGCCACGUUUCUCCCCACGCUAACAUCACCCAAAGUUGUGACCCCACCUCCUCGCGUGUUUCCUUUGGCUUUAAGAAGCCCACAUCCGGGUCUAUAUCUGCUCCCGCUGCCACGGCGACGACCUCCAGCACAGCCACAGUGUCAGCCAGCAGAGUCACGGUCAUCAGUGGCUCAGCCACACUGGGGAAAAUCCCCAAAUCCACCGCACUGAUGGUGGGUGGAGUCAGGACUGGUCUGAAAGGGUCAGCUCCAGAGGAGGACGGCGGCCUGGGGACCAGCGUCAGGUCCACGCUGCAGUACCGCAGUCUACCACGACCUUCACGCUCCACCCACAACCGCUCAUCCACCAGCAGCAUCGAAUCAGGAUCGAGCAGCCGAGGCCCUACCGCCAGCGCUACCGUCUCGGCUAAUAAGACACGAGAGUCCAUCCAAAACGCAAAGACCAAUCAGACGGACAAGGAAAAGGGCGGAGUCUCGGAAACUGACCACUUGAGAGCGAAUGUUGUUGGCUUGAGUUCAACAAUUCCACAGACAGCAAGACAGGGGAGUAAAUAUACAGAGGUCUCAUCUCCCACACUGCGCAGGCUGUUUGGAGGUAAAGCAGCGAAGCAGGCCACUGUCACAGACAACCUGAAAAACUCUGUGGUCAUUUCCAACCCUCAUGCCACCCUGGGACACCCCUCUGUGCCCUCCGCCGGGCUCCUUGACUCCCCCUCGGUGGGCAGUAGUGGGGGCGCGGGGGGCAGCGAACUGGUAUCCAGCCCUGGCUCGGGUUACUCAGGGGGCACGGGCACUUGGGGCCACCCAUCUGUCAGCAGCAUGCACACCAGCUCGGAGUCAAUCGACAUGUCAGUCAGCAGCGGGCAUCAGCGUGACAACGGGCACCACCCGCUCACUCGCACGGGAAGCGCCAAGACGGAGAGUCCCUUCUCUUCCCCUUCUGCUAGUCCCAAAUUCAGCCGCAACACCUUGCCUCGGAAACAGGACAGGUACACCCCCUCGCCACAGCUCCGCCCAGAAGAGGCACGUGAUUGGCUGCGCUCGCAUUCCAUCAGUGGAUUGCAGGACUCGACCAGUAACUCACCUUUUUCUACUGGCUCCAGCUUGACUUCGCCUUCUGGGACACGGUUCAAUUUCGGACAGCUCGCCAGUCCCACCGCCACAGCUCAGAUAAACCUUGUGAGUCUGCGCACCAGCAGUCUGACCAAUCAGGACACAGUGCUGGACACCUGCACGGAGGGCCGUCUGAGAAACUCCUGUGUCUCACUGGACGAAAAAAGCCGCAUCAUGAGUCGCUCAGCCUCCUUCAGAGACGGGUUUGAAGAAGUGCACGGUUCAUCUCUUUCCCUGGUCUCCAGCACGUCCUCCAUCUACUCCACGAAUGAAGAGAAGUCACAAUCAGAGAUUCGGAAGUUGCGCAGAGAGCUGGAUGCCUCGCAGGAGAAAGUGUCAGCACUGACAACACAGCUGAGUGCUAAUGCUCACCUGGUAGCAGCAUUUGAGCAAAGUCUGGCCAACAUGACCAUCAGACUGAAGAGUCUCACCAUGACAGCAGAGCAGAAGGAUUCUGAGCUGAAUGAACUGAGGAAGACCAUUGAGUUGCUGAAGAAGCAAAACGCUGUGGCUCAGGCUGCCAUUAACGGCGUCAUUAACACUCCAGAACUCAUCUGUAAACCUGAGCGUACAGCUUCGGUUGGCUCAGUCUCAGUACAGGCGGAGAUGUGUAUGCGCAGACAGCACUCUUCAGACAGUGUGUCGAGCAUCACCAGCCACUCCAGCAUGGAGAAUACAGACAACAGCAGCAAGAAGAAGAAGAAGAAUUGGUUGCGCAGCUCCUUUAAACAGGCAUUCACCAAAAAGAAGUCCCCUAAAUCGGCCUCGUCCCAUUCAGACAUUGAGGAAAUGAACGACUCGCUCCCUUCAUCUCCUAAACUCCAUCAUAAUGGUUCCAGCAGCUCCACGCCGGUGCUCAGGAACUCCAACUCACUGCUGCCCGAGGGUUUGGAUGGAGAGGCGGAAACUGUAAUGCAGCUGCGGAGCGAGCUCAGAGAGAAAGAAAUGAAGUUAACCGACAUCAGGUUAGAGGCGCUUAGCUCCGCCCACCAACUCGACCAAUUAAGAGAGGCCAUGAAUCGAAUGCAGUCUGAAAUUGAAAAGCUUAAAUCAGAAAAUGACCGCUUAAAGAUGGAGAAUCAGGCAAACGGUGGUCGACCCUUAAUCACCUCCAGCUCCAUCACAACUCCAUCGUCUGAACUCACACAACAAAACCACCACGACUCCACCAGCUUCGAUGUACUGCUGGAUGAUUCCGGAGGAGACGGCAGUUUUCGUAAAGACGGCCAGCAUGUAAAGAUCAUCGUCAGUUUACAAGAGGAGGAUGCUCCAAGGAAAGAGGAUUGCAGACCUCGGGACUUCCUGAUCGGCUGUAUUGGAGUGAGCGGGAAAACCAAAUGGGAUGUUUUGGAUGGAGUAGUGAAACGCCUAUUUAAGGAAUACAUCAGGCAUGUAGAUCCAGUCACUCAGCUGGGACUGAGCUCAGACAGUGUGGAGGCGUAUCGUAUCGGGGAUGUGAUCAGACCCGGGAGGGCAGAAACACCAGAGCUACUUCCUUGUGGAUAUUUAGUGGGAGAAAAUAACACAAUAAACAUUUCACUUAAAGGGGUGAGCUCCCAGUCGACUGACUCACUUGUGUUUGAGAUGUUAAUCCCGAAGCCUGUGUUGCAGCGCUAUGUGUCCCUGCUGCAGGAACAUCGCCGGCUCAUCCUGUCUGGUCCAAGUGGCACGGGGAAAACCUACCUGGCCCAGCGUCUCGCUGAACACCUGACACUACUGGAGGGACGCAAUGAUACCCAAACUGCCAUCACCACCUUCAAUGUGGACCACAAGUCUAGCAAGGAGCUUAGACAGUAUCUGUUGGCUGUAGUGGAACAGUGCAGUGUGAAUCAACGUGAAGCUCCUUUAGUCGUCAUACUGGACAACUUGCAUCACGUCAGCUCACUAGGGGAGAUAUUCAACGGCCUGCUUAACCAAACACGCCAGCACUGCCCGUACAUCAUCGGCACCAUGAGCCAGACCACAUCUUCAUCUCCAAAUUUGCAGCUACAUCACAACUUUAGGUGGGUUUUGUGUGCGAAUCACACUGAGCCAGUGAAGGGCUUUCUGGGCCGUUUUCUGAGGAGGAAGCUUAUCGAGACAGAAAUCAGCAGGCGAGCGCGUAAUCCAGAGCUGGUGAAGAUCAUUGAGUGGAUCCCUCGUGUGUGGCAUCAUCUCAACUGCUUCCUGGAGGCUCACAGCUCCUCAGACGUCACUAUUGGACCGCGUCUGUUCCUCUCAUGCCCGAUGGAUGUGGACGGGUCACGCAUUUGGUUUACAGAUCUGUGGAAUUACAGCAUCAUCCCCUACAUGCUGGAAGCCGUCAGAGAGGGUUUGCAGCUCUACGGGCGACGAGCUGCAUGGGAUGAUCCUGCUCGUUGGGUGACGGAGACGUUUCCAUGGCGAUCAAACUCCCAGCAUCCAGAUUGGCCUGCUCUGCUCAAACUCCGCCCAGAGGAUGUGGGUUUGGAUGUAGGCUCCACCUCUAAGGAGGGAGCUCCCAAACAGAACACUCAGAGCGACAGUGAUGCUGAUCCACUGAUGAACAUGCUGAUGCGUCUAAAGGAGGCCGCGAACUGCUCCAGCACUCAGAGUUACGACAGUGACUCCAACAGCAAUGGUCACCAUGACGACAUCCUUGACUCGUCGCUGGAGUCCACGCUAUGAUGCUUUUUCCUGCAAACCUCCUGUGAAUGUUCCUCGUGCCCAGGCAACAUCGACUGCGCUGCUGCUUUUAUUUUAUCCUACAUGGGAACUGUUUUAAAGGAAAGAAAAUAAGUGCACUAAUCACAGUUCAACUUGCUGUGUCAAGGUACUAAUUAGAUACAAGAAGAAGAAGAAGAAGAAGAAGACAGAAACUGCACUACUUAGACUUCAUCUUUAAACCACCUGCUCUGAUGGAUGUAUUAAAGAAUAGCACAUAUCAUCAGAGAGAAUCUUUACCUCACCUACAAUGUCUAAUAAUAAUAAUAAUAAUAAUAAUAAUAAAACUAAGACUUGAAGCUUUGAAGUUAAUUGUCUUCAUAUUCUAGAUCUGUGUGUCCCUGAUCUUUGGCUUCUCCAUCCCUUCUCUCAUACUGCAUUCUGUAAUCAAGAAAACGGUGCUACGUAUGGUUUUGUGCUCUCGUCUGGAUACACAUGUGACGACGGCUCACGAACGUUUCUUCUGAUGCUGGCCAUCAUUUUAUAAGACAAGGCAUCGAUACACAUUGUGGGGACUUUCCAGAGGACAAGGUUACAUGAAUUUGUGCCUUGUCCUUUUUUUUUUUUUACAUGAUGAGUACUGGUACCUCACCAGCAGGGAGUUUUUUUUUUUCCUCUUGUGAAAGCUGUCUCGCAGGCCUGUCCUGCACUCACUCACCCUCAUCCUCUACAUUAUCCUCCCCUCAUGUUGGUGCUGAAGAACCCAGUGCCUUACUGCAUACUGCAAUGAGAGCCUGAGAGGCCCUGUGUUCUUACCCUGAACUCUUCACUUCCUCUCGAGCAGAAGGGCUUCAUGCUGCACACCUGAGCAGCUCAGAGUGGCUUUAUCAUGUUAAUAAUGCUCAUCAUAUUGUCUGUUAAAUGCUGAAAAGGAAUGAAAACCUGAAAACCUUAGGCACUAAACCCUAUGGGACUUGUUGAGUAGUUUAAAAGAGCUGAAACAAGUUAAAGAGUAAAGAAGCGUGCAGGUCUGUGUGUGUGUAUGUGUGUGUGUUUAUACCUCACCGGCUGUGCAGAGCUUUACUUUGGCCUUAAUUCCCAUGCUACGCCACUGUGAUGGGGAACGACUUAUAGGGUCCUUAUCUCGCAAUCCCAAAUAUUUUCUGGCUUGCUAUAAGAAUAGAGCUUAAAAUAGUUUAUUAACAUGAUGUUCUUCUUGCCUACACAGUCCAUAAGCUCUAUUAAUGGAAACCGAACUGCAAAAAAACUUGUUUUUUCUUAAUGUCAAAAUCUAUUUAAUCAUUUUACAGCAGGUUAGCCCCGCCUGUUUAAUCUACAGCCCCACCCAGUCCCACUGACUCCAGUAGCGGUGUUUGAGUGAUGGAUGAGGCAGCAUGCAGGUGUAAUGGUCCCCCCG